Carassius auratus (goldfish) is the source of this 5038-nucleotide messenger RNA. RefSeq names its product dynamin-1-like protein. Gene Ontology annotation, biological process: intracellular distribution of mitochondria; peroxisome fission; mitochondrial fission. The record is from RefSeq and is a predicted model, not a curated record. The transcript is spliced from 18 exons. Lineage: Eukaryota; Metazoa; Chordata; Actinopteri; Cypriniformes; Cyprinidae. Gene Ontology annotation, cellular component: cytoplasm; membrane; microtubule. Gene Ontology annotation, molecular function: GTP binding; microtubule binding; GTPase activity. Bases 182 to 2197 code for a protein of 671 amino acids.
GCCGACUCCGGAUCCGUCUUUGACAGCCUACUGUAAGGGCGCAGAAAAGCGAAACCUGAAAACAUGUCGGUCUUCUCGUGACUAUAGGUUGUAUUUUCCGUAUUUCCAGCAUGACAGUGAGCGUUAUAACCCUCUGAUUGUGUGAUUCUGUAGAAGGCUCCACACAUCGCAUUACGGUGAGAUGGAGACUCUGAUCCCCAUCAUUAACAGACUGCAGGAGGUUUUCCUCACAGUCGGAGCCGAGAUCAUCCAGCUUCCUCAGAUCGUAGUCGUGGGCUCACAGAGCAGUGGAAAGAGUUCAGUGUUGGAGAGUUUGGUUGGACGAGACUUUCUUCCCCGAGGUUCAGGAAUAGUGACUCGGCGUCCUCUAGUGCUGCAGCUGGUGAACGUGCCUCCGCUGGAGGAGAGGCGCAGACAACACAGUGGCAAUGGAGAUAAACACAACAGCCAGAAUAAUUAUCCAGGUAUCAAAGCAGAAGAAUGGGGCACCUUCCUUCACUGCAAAAACCAGAUUUUCACAGAUUUCUGUGAAAUCCGGAAAGAGAUCGAGGAGGAAACAGAUCGAAGUACCAAUAAUAAGGGCAUCAGUCCAGAGCCCAUUAACCUGAAGAUAUACUCCCCUAACGUUCUCAGUCUGACGUUAGUUGACUUGCCUGGCAUCACUAAGGUCCCUGUUGGUGACCAGCCUGAAGAUAUCGAGACUCAAGUCCAGGAGAUGAUUCUGUCCUACAUCUCCAACCCCAACUCCCUCAUCCUGUGCGUCUCGCCUGCGAACUCUGACCUCGCCACAUCGGAUGCCCUUAAACUGGCACGAGAGGUGGACCCAGAUGGUCGCAGGACGCUGCUGGUGGUGAGUAAGCUGGAUCUGAUGGAUGCGGGGACAGACGCUCUGGAGGUGCUGCUGGGCCGGAUCAUACCCGUCAGACUGGGCAUCAUCGGUGUGGUUAACAGGAGCCAACAUGACUUGAACACCCAAAAGAGUGUCGCAGACUCCUGCAAAGACGAGCAGGUGUUCCUGCAGCGCUAUUACCCAUCGUUAGCCUCCCGCUGUGGCUCGCGGUACCUGGCUCGCACCCUGAGCCGACUGCUCAUGCAUCACAUCAGAGACUGUCUCCCAGAGCUCAAGACGCGAGUCACAGUGCUCACGGCGCAGUACCAGUCCCGACUCAACAGCUACGGCCAGCCAGUGGAAGACCAGAGCGCCACCUUGCUGCAGAUCGUCACUAAGUUUGCCACCGACUACUGCAACACCAUCGAAGGCACUGCCAGACACAUCCAGACCUCUGAAUUGUGUGGAGGAGCUCGUAUCUGUUAUAUAUUCCACGAGACGUUUGGAAGAACCCUGCAGUCUAUUGACCCACUUGGAGGACUCAAUGAGCUAGACGUUCUCACAGCUAUUCGAAACGCUACGGGUCCUCGGCCGGCGCUGUUUGUUCCUGAGGUCAGUUUUGAGCUGCUGGUGAAGAAACAGAUCAAGAGACUGGAGGAGCCCAGCCUGCGCUGUGUGGAGCUCGUACACGAGGAACUUCAGAGAAUCAUCCAGCACUGCUCUGCCUACAGCACACAGGAGCUCUUGCGGUUUCCCAAACUGCAUGACUCGAUUGUGGAGGUGGUUACCAGCUUACUCAGGAAACGCCUGCCCAUAACCAAUGAGAUGGUUCAUAAUCUAGUUGCAAUCGAGUUGGCCUACAUAAACACCAAACAUCCUGAUUUCACAGACGCUGCCCAAGUGUCUGCAUCUGUCAACAGCCAGCAGGCGGAGGCUGGGGAUGCAGGUAAGCGAUGGAAGAAUGAGAAGAUGCCUUCAGAGGACAAAGGCCCAGUGCCAGGAUUUGGGAGUCCCACUAAAGCCAUCAACCUGCUGGACACGGCCGUGCCAGUAUCCCGCAAGCUGAGCACUCGAGAGCAGAGGGACUGUGAGGUCAUCCAGCGGCUCAUCAAGUGCUACUUCCUGAUCGUGCGCAAGAGCAUCCAGGACAGUGUGCCAAAGACGGUGAUGCACUUCCUGGUGAAUUUUGUGAAGGAGCAUUUGCAGAGCGAGCUGGUGGGUCAGCUCUACAAACAGCCUCUGCUGCAGGAGCUGCUCAUCGAGUCUCAGGAAACUGCUCAGCAGCGCACAGAGGUUGCACAGAUGCUGGAGGCGCUCAAGAAAGCCAGUAACAUUAUUUCAGAGAUACGGGAGACUCAACUUUGGUAGCUCAACGUUCUCAUGAACAUUCUGUCCAGGAAAGUGUUUACAUGUUUGUGCGUGCUUGUAUAUGUGUGAGUGUAUGACAUACAGUUCAAAUACAUCAUCUGAAGAAGAAAUUCAAUGCCUCUGCCAGCAUGAACAUUCAACAAAACGUGUACAGUUUUCCAAAUAGCCCUUAUUUCUUCUGUAUAUGCACUGAUUCCAUAACUGAGUGUUUGACAGAGGUCAAAAGUGUGAGUGCGUUUGUACUCAGUAGUGAACAUAUCAAGUCUACGUCGUUAUCUUCAAUAUUAUAAAUGCUUCGUAAUGGUUUUUCGCCAUUAUGAUAAAUCCUCUUUCAUUUAGUGUUAUAAGAAUUAAGUAAUGUCUCAAAUGCUCCUUAAAGCAUCCUAAGAACAAUUGAGCUCUGAUACGCUCACCUGACUGAAAACAGACAAUGAACGUGGUAAUUUUUUCAUCAUUUACUCAGCAUGUCAUUCCAAACUGUGAAAAAUAAUUGUUUCAUUCAGUGAAAACUUUAAGUUUCAAGCUCUGAAAUGGACUGAAAGCAACAUAAAUGUUACAUAAAUCAUCAUAAAAGUAGCUAAUGUGACUCGUUUAAUGUGAGGAACAGACUGAAAAUUUGUAAUUUACUGAAUAUAGAUGUGGAAUGACAUGACAAUGAGUAAUGGACAGAUUUAACAGUAAGUAUAAAAAACAAACACACAAUUAAAAUAUGCCCCAUUUAUUAGAUUGGGUUGAAUUUGUCCAUGUUGGCACAGUUAUAUGUUACAUAUAAGCUUAGGUUAUCACAAAAGCAGUGCUAAUAUUUGAUAAUGUGAAUGAAACUCAAAUAUGAUGUUACAUUUAGAAUAAAUUAUGAUUUAACCCGUGACUGGUGUCUAGAAGUGUGGAAAUAAAUAGUAGUUCAGCGUGAAGAGCCACAGAACAAACACUUCAAACCGUGCUUGACUUGACUGCCAUGUAAUAUUUAUGCUUGUAUGAAUAUUUAUUGUGAGAGUGAGCACAGCUGUGUCAAAGAAGGUCAAAUGAGGAAGAACAAACUAAGAUAUGAAAACACUGGCUGUUUGAAGCAUUGAACACCAAGAAUGAAUAGUGUUCAGUCAGUGUCAAACAAAAACAGUGCAAAAUGAAUGCCCAGCACAAAUGUGGGCUGUGGGGCUUUAGAGGAGUUGGUAGUUAUUGUAUUGCCUGCUAAAACCAAUAUUAAUUUGUGUGGGUGUUUAUGUUGGGAGCAGUGUUGCAUAUUUUUUUAAUUUAUUGCUUGUGAUGGGGGACACAUUAUGCUUCAAACAUUAUAAAUCUCUACCAAACAAUCAAUCAUAAAUAAUAGACAUGUCAGGAAGACUGAGAGAGGGGGAAAUAAAAUCAACUUAAGCAUAUUUAUAUACAUUGCCAAAUAGCUGAAAGUUAAUAAGCAUGCAUUUCUCGUUGACCUCAAUCUUUAGACUGUUACAUUGAGUCCUGCCUCAUAUUUUAAUUUUUUAGAUAUAUUUCAGUUAAGAUGUACUGUAGAGGUGUUGUAAAUAUCAAGAGGUGUAAGCAGUUUACUCAUUAUUCUGCUGGACUGAAGUAGGAUCUGUAGAAACACUUCAGAGGUUGAUGGGUUUUAAUGAGCCCCGUUGCCGUCUCGGCACUAACAACAUGAUGUAUGUUUCCUGAAGCUUAAAAAAUCUGCACUGCAAUCUGAUCCUAAAGAGUCUCUAGCAUUUUUGUGAAUCUCAUGGAACCUGUCAAUAACAUGUUUAGGUCAUAUCCUGCACUAAAAUUAAAUGAAACUUAUGAAAAUCUUAUUUAGAAACAAUUAGAUUUAGAUUUUGCACUGUAACAAUUGUCUUCACAAUUGAGUACAGAAAUUCCUCAGAUUGGAUCUCAUUACCACAACACAAACAUUCACAUUAAUGUAAAAACUAAUCUUAUUCUCAUUACCGUAAAGCAAGAUAAAACCUGUCAUUCUCAUUACCAUAACAAAAUGUCUUACUCUCAUUAACACAAUACUGCAAAAUUUUAAAUUCUAUUUACAUUAAUAUAAGAAAAAGAAAUAUCUUAUUCCCAUUACCAUAACAUAAGAAAAAACAAAUUCUCAUUACCAUACAAACUUUUUUACUCCCAUUGCAUUCACAUUAAUGUAAGAAAAAAUCUCUUAUUGUCAAUUUUUUUUUACUUAUUACAAUUAUGUUGAUUGUUUUACUCUAAAUGUAUACUCUAUUUUAAAAAAUUCUUAUUAUUACAUGAUUGAUAAAUGGGUCAAUACGAUACAUUUUUCUAUUUCUGAUACAGUACAUUUUUGCUACAUUAACAAAAUGCUGUUUUAAUAAAAUCACCAUACAUUUAAACCACCCUACCUUGAACUCAUAUAAAUUCUUUACAAUUAAAAUUUCACGUUACAGAAAUGCUUUUUGGGGGCAAAUGUGCUUAAUUGCCAUGCUUUAGUCCAAAAUAGGCUUAAUUUUCUUUAAUCAGAAUUUAAAUUCUAAUUUCUUUAUGGAUUUGGUGGUGAAAUAUGAGCAGGAUAGGUUAUAAAACACUGUUAAUCGCUGUCCAGUCCAAAGUGACGUCUCCACUACCUGUGUGUUUAGCAUUCUUUCAUAGUCUAUAAGUGUGCUUAAAGAAAAGUGUAUUUUAACUGUGUAACUCAUUUAGCUUUCCUGUUGAGCAUGUGCCUGCAUUCAUAUGUGUGUGUGGAAAAAAGUAAUUGUACAUGUGGGAGUUCGCUGUGAAUCAUUUUAAAUAACUUGCCAUUUCUUGACAGAUGCCUGUAAGCGCCUGCCUGCCAUUUUAUUUUUGUGAUACAUGUUGAUGUGCCGUUCACUCUUCAGAACUUCAUUAAAAUUAAAUGAAAAGCUC